AUGACUUCUCCACACUCAUUGCGCUCUUCGAGCGUCUACCCUAAGCUGCAAAUCUCAACAACAGACGCCGCCAACGACGGCAGCAUGGGCACCUUUGCCUGGCCCACGAGCCUCGACUCAAGCAUCGACGGACAUGCGAGUAAUAGUCACGACCACUUCACCCAGCAAUCCCUCGAGGUGUCGUUGCACCCUACAUCAGCCACAUCCGCCUCAACAUCUGCCUCCUCACGCUCGCCCUCAAGCUACCGCCGCUCAGGCUCGAUCUCAAGCAGCACCGGGGGUGCCGCAACCAAACUCGACGCCCUCAUGCCCUUUGGCCGUGACGACUCCAAACGACACACCAUGGCGUCGGUCAACACGACCCUUUCCGCGCCAGAGCUGCACAGCUCGCCGGAGUCGGAUGAUGGCCUAGCGUACGACCCUGCUCCUCCACGUCCAAGCUCAAUGGGAUCGCGCCGUAGCCAGCGAUUCAACAGCACCGGCUCGGCAACCUCCUCUACGGGCAAGCAUCGCCGCGAGACCACGCCCGCAUGGAAGACGCGCCACAAAUGCACGCCGGAGCAACAGCGCCAGCUCCUCGCCUUCUUUGACCACAACCGUAAUCCCAAGGGUAAGGUGAGGCAGGAGCUAGCGGAUCAGCUCGGCAUGCCAGAGAGGAGCGUACAGAUCUGGUUCCAGAACAAGCGCGCCCGGUUUCGAAAGCUUUGCAAGUCGACAGGAGUGAGCGAGGAUUCGCACGAGGCUUUGCAGGCUGUGUAUCACGAUAUGCCAGACAAGACCGGACUCAAGGUCACGGUCAAACGGUCGCGCGCAACCAAGCAAGAGCAUGCUAGCGAUAACGAUGUCGAAGAGCAGUCCGCAGUCAGAGAAGUCGAGGAUGUCGCGAAUUCCCCCACAGAGCCACGCGCCUCGCCACGCGCAAAGCUCAAGGCCAGCGUUGAUGAUGCGAGGAUGGACCAUUCGCCCGAAGUCAAGACUUCGCGCCUUCCGACAGCCAAGGUGGAUCGCCCAGCGAGCUCCUCACAUGCAAGCACGCCAGCGCGUCAAGCCUCUAGAUCCAAAUUGAGUGCUGAUGCUCAGCAGUCAAUCACGCAGCUCCCCGCCUUCUCCCUCUGCAUCGCAACUUGGCGUCGAAUCGCGCCCCUCACCUGCUUCUUCUCGCGGCGACUACACCGCCUCUCCUGGACGCUCAAGGCCGACUCGGUGGGCUUCCGUAUCGAUCUCCCCUACACCUCCAUCAACUCCCUCGCCUUCUCCGGCCCCGUCCGACCCUCGAUGGCCGAGCUGGCGGAAGGCAUCUCCGAGCCCCUUGGAAUGCUAAGGGUCGACCUGGAGAAACAGCCUCAAUUCUACAUGGAGACGUUCAGGAGCGCGGAUCCCGUGGAUGAGGCUGAUGCCCUGCAGAAUCGAUGGAGACAGACGGAGGACUUCACCGAGGGAAAUGCAGGGACGCGAUGCCUUACGCACGUGUUGAGCGGGCCAUACGAUCAGCUCAAGGAGGCAGUCCUCGCGCUCAAGGGGUCGGAUGCCGCCAUCGCGGAGAAGCUCGUCAUCUACGACGCAAUGCCUGGCGCCGGCGGCGAAGUCAGCGGAUCGGUCCCGCCUCCGCUCCCCAUGCCUCGCCACUCGACGGACGUUGCUGGUCCUCCGCCGCUGCUCAGGCAGCAUGACUGGCAGCAAAGCCCGCAUCAGCCUAGCUUUGGCGCCAACUCGUACGGCUUCCCUCAUGGUGGCGCAGGCGCAUUCGUCAAUAGCAGCACCGACCCUUCACCUGUUACAGCGCCGUACGAACUGCCCUUCCAGCAUGCAGGCCAGCACGGUAUGUCGUUCCCGUACGAUCAAGCCGCGGCGGGGCAAGAGAGGACCACCUUCUGGCCAGCAACCAGCGACAGUUCUGCUAGCUUAGCUGGGGACGAGACGUUCAGCAGCACGCAUGGUCAUCUCGGCCACGCAAAUGCUCGUUAUCUUCAUCCGCAGCACCAGCACCAAUACUACGUCCCUCAAGCCGAGCUGUACGGCGGUGAAGCGCCUCAACAGCAGCUCCCGCCUGCGACGGCUGCUACGCUUGCCUCACUCUGGUCGACGGAUCCGCCCAUCACCACUGCGCCUCACAAUGUAGGCGGUCUCCUCAUCAACUCGUCGAACGACAUCUUCUCCGCCCCACAACACGACGAGGCCGCCCCGGCACUCUCGGCGCAGUCGAGUCGUCGACCCUCAACCAUGUCCGCCACGGGCUCGGGCUCAGGAACGAUGCACACUACCGCAGGCGGUGAUGCGUCUCCACACUCUGCUUCUGCUUCUGCUUCGAGCCUCAAUUCUGCCCUCGCCUUCGGUGAGGCGGGCUCAGUGAGACCAAGCACCGUAUCCGGCGCCGUGGGCGUGGGCGUAUGGGAUCGUCCACCACCUAUGACCCUGCUCGCGCAGAGACAGGCAUCGAUCGGUCAGCAGCAGGCGGCGAGCGGUAGUAUGGAGCAGGACUCCAUGUUGCCCUCGUCGUUGUGA
Molecule: messenger RNA, 2502 nt
Organism: Jaminaea rosea
Lineage: Eukaryota; Fungi; Basidiomycota; Exobasidiomycetes; Microstromatales
Exons: 4
Coding region: 1-2502 (833 amino acids)
Biological process (GO): cell differentiation; regulation of transcription by RNA polymerase II
Molecular function (GO): RNA polymerase II cis-regulatory region sequence-specific DNA binding; DNA-binding transcription factor activity, RNA polymerase II-specific
Source: RefSeq, a predicted model, not a curated record